Balaenoptera musculus (blue whale) is the source of this 3319-nucleotide messenger RNA. RefSeq names its product platelet activating factor receptor (gene PTAFR). Gene Ontology annotation, cellular component: membrane. Lineage: Eukaryota; Metazoa; Chordata; Mammalia; Artiodactyla; Balaenopteridae. The transcript is spliced from 2 exons. Gene Ontology annotation, biological process: chemotaxis; G protein-coupled receptor signaling pathway. The record is from RefSeq and is a predicted model, not a curated record. Gene Ontology annotation, molecular function: platelet activating factor receptor activity; G protein-coupled purinergic nucleotide receptor activity. The coding region runs from base 109 to 1167 and encodes 352 amino acids.
UGAGAAGACGGCAGGAAGCAUGCUCUCGGCAGGCCCAACCUCCCCCUCGGCCUCUUGUCGCCUCCUUGACCACUGUCCCUGCAGUUUCUCAGGCACAGGUAGGAUCCUAUGACCAGCUGCCCAUUCCAGCCCACAGUGAUGGAGGCAAAUGAUUCCUCUCGUGUGGAUUCUGAGUUCCGAUACACCCUCUUCCCAAUUUUUUACAGCAUCAUCUUUGUGUUGGGGGUCCUCGCCAACAGCUAUGUGCUGUGGGUCUUUGCCCGCCUGUACCCUUCCAAGAAAUUCAAUGAGAUAAAGAUCUUCAUGGUGAACCUCACCAUGGCUGACCUGCUCUUCCUGGUCACCCUGCCCCUGUGGAUCAUCUACUACUACAACGAGGGCAACUGGAUUCUUCCUGAAUUCCUGUGCAACCUGGCUGGCUGCUUCUUCUUCAUUAACACCUACUGCUCAGUGGCCUUUUUGGCCGUCAUCACUUAUAACCGCUUCCAGGCUGUAACACAGCCCAUCAAGACCGUUCAGGUCACCACCCGCAAGCGUGGCAUCCUUUUGUCCCUGAUCAUCUGGGUGGCCAUUGUGGCCGCUGCAUCCUACUUCUUCAUCCUGGACUCCACCAACACAGUGCCCAACAAGACUGGCUCGGGCAACGUCACACGCUGCUUUGAGCACUACAAGAAGGGCAGCAUCCCGGUCCUCAUCAUACACGUCUUCCUCGUGUUCAGCUUCUUCCUCGUCUUCCUCAUCAUCCUCGUUUGCAACCUGGUCAUCAUCGUCACGCUGCUCACACAGCCGGUGCAGAUGCAGCGCAGUGCGGAGGUCAAGUGCCGGGCACUCUGGAUGGUCUGCACGGUCCUGGCUGUGUUCAUCAUCUGCUUUGUGCCCCACCACAUUGUACAGCUGCCCUGGACCCUGGCUGAGCUGGGCUUCCAGAACAGCAACUUCCACCAGGCUAUUAAUGAUGCACAUCAGGUCACUCUCUGCCUCCUUAGUACCAACUGUGUCUUAGACCCCAUCAUCUACUGCUUCCUCACCAAGAAGUUCCGUAAGCACCUCACGGAGAAGUUCUACAGUAUGCGCAGCAGCCGGAAAUGCUCCCGGACCACCAUGGAGACAGGCACCGAAGUGGUCAUGCCGCUCAAACAUGUCCCUGUCAAUUCCCUCAAAGAUUAGUCCCGGAUUGUUGGAACCCAGAGGCCUAUCCUCCAUGGACAUCAUGGAGUGACCUGGGGGAGGAAGGGGUGUCUGAUGUGGCCCUGGCACCUCCUCCCUGGGCAGUGGUGGCCCAUUAGGUAUGGAGGUUACCUCACCAACGUGUCGAUACUGGCAGAGCCAGACUGCUGGGAAAUCCAGAACUUGAAUGAGCCCUUUCAGCCACCUUUGGGCACAUGCCAUAAUAACCUUGGUUGGUAACCUCAUCCUGAGUGCCUGAGUCUGAUAGUUCUGGAAAGAGUGUCAGGGCUGGGGCGGUCCUUGGGGGUUCACACUGAGCCACCCCAUUCACCCUAGCAGGACAGCAGUCCCAAAUGCGUAAGUCCUAAAGUUUUGGGCAACCACUCCCUUUAUCACUAAAAAGUCAGAGAAGGGGUUUUGGAAAAGGGAUGCUUCCCUCGCCGUGUGGCACCGUCUUUGGGACAGACUUCUGAGCUAGGAUGGUGCCACCCAGUCUCUACCUAAAGGCACAAGGUCUUUGUGACACUUCUUAGGGGAAGUGGCUUGGUGGAACCUUCUCCCGAGUCAUGCAACAACCUGUACUGAGUGGUGAGCAGAGAAGAUAAAACAUGCAGAGACCGAAAGCUAGGAUGGGGAGCCUGUCUCCUGGGACAGAUGUGUGUUUCCGCACAGGCCUCACCUCAGGCCUGGGGCAGCUCUGGGGCAGCGGGAGAGACACAACACCCACAUCCACUUUCUGUCUCAACAAGGGACCCCGAUGAAGAAACUCCUGCAGGACAGCCACCCACUAUGGGUGGGCAAAGUCCCCUCAAAGCCGAAUUGGGGCCCUCCAGGCCACUGUGAUGCCCAGAGACUUCCGUGGGAAAGGACGGUUAGGCUGAGAAGUGCCUGCAGGAAGGCCUCCAGAGCGGAAGGAGCCCGUCAGCUCCGCUCCCCACCUCACCUUCUGCGAGGCCCCUCUGACGUAGCUGCCACGAGCUGAGAAGAGCAACUAGAAUCCCAAGGGCAGGCAGGCACUUUGAGCUCUGGGUGCAGAAGAGAGGUGAAAACUUCUCUCGAGGAGUUCUAGAUGCCUGAGCCUCCUCUCGCACCCUGAGCACCUGCAGUGUGAACCUGACAGCCUCAGACCCAGGGGCUUGGAGGAGCCUUCCCUGGUUUCCAGAAAUCAUCUUCCCUUCCAGCCAGUGACCCCACAAAGCUGGGAUCCUCGUUUCCCGCAUACUGGGCUGAUUUUGAUAAAUGCCUCCCAAUGGGCCAGAGACCUGCUUGGGUCUGGGAUGGCAGCUGUGGGCUGGACUUAGCAGGUGGUGACUAGGUGGAUAGUGCAGCGGACUUGAACUUCGGUGUCACACAGACCCAGGUUCAAGCUGUGGCUUUGUCACUUCCUGCCCAGGGCCUGUGAACUGAAUUUCCGGCCUCAUAGAGUUAUGAGGAGCAGAAACCUCUUGGUCAGGCUGACUGCUCAUCCCAGAUUCUCCCGUCUUCUGAGAAUUUGUUCCCCCCUAACCCUCCGAUAGGAGCUGAAGGGAUGAGAGGUGAGCGUCUGGCUCUGGUGGGGCCAGUCAGGUUCUCGCUUGGGAAUAAGUAGCAAGAUUCAGGGAUGCUCUUUCGGGCUCUGCAGGCCACUUACUGGAACACAUUUAAACUCUGGAGCUGUGUGUGUGUGUGUGUGUGUGUGUGUGUAUGUGUGUGUGUGUGUGUGUGUGUGUGUGGCCAGCGGGCCAGGGUUGAGGGAGGCACCUGCAUGAAUGUAGUAGAGAAAACGGCUCUGCUCAGAGAGAAGACAGAGAUGUGCAGAGCAAAGCAGAGACCAGGGAGGACCACAGGGGCCUGGAGAGAGGAGGGGCAGUGCUUCCAGGGGCCUGCUGGCUCCCUUCCUCCAGGCCCAGCCCGUCUCGAAGCUCAACAUCUGCGCUGCUUCCUUUGGGUCCUUGUGAGAUUCCCUGUUAAGAUACAUUUUCUUAUUUUGCUUAAGCUGAUUUGAGUGAUUAUCUAUUACUUGCAACCAAAAGAGUUCUGAAUGAGAUAAAUGCUUGUAUGCUAAAGCACAGUGUUUCUUGAAUUCCAGCCGUUUGUGUACUCCCCUCGUAAAUUUUGCAAUAUCCAUGUACCAUCUGUAUGUUUACUCAAGAAAUAUAUUUCUCUAAAUUGA